This is a messenger RNA of Lolium rigidum, 2785 nucleotides long. Its product is annotated as protein NLP1-like. The coding region runs from base 67 to 2772 and encodes 901 amino acids. The transcript is spliced from 5 exons. Gene Ontology annotation, molecular function: DNA-binding transcription factor activity; protein binding. Lineage: Eukaryota; Viridiplantae; Streptophyta; Magnoliopsida; Poales; Poaceae. The record is from RefSeq and is a predicted model, not a curated record.
CACACGAUUACCAGUGAGCAGCUACUACCUCUAUCAAUCUCUUUCUUUGCUUCCUUUCUGCAGAAAAUGAUGUGUUCUCGCCUACCACCCGCACCCUGCAACCCAAACACCAGCACAUCUGACACAAAGAUCUUCCCUAGAUUCCCACCCUCAAAUUCUUGGCUCACCCAAGAUGUUCAUCACCCAACCAUGCUUCUUGAUUCCCAACAGGAGAGGACAAGUUCUGAAGGAGGCUUUACCUGUAUGGAAGACGGAAGAGGCGCCCAGCCCAGCAUCUCCAUGGCGCGCACCACGUCAUCCGAGGGUGCUGCGGUUGACUUGGAUCUCCUGGAACAGCUGCUCUCCGGUGACAACGGCUGGCUUGAAGUGGCGACCAACGCUUCGCGCUCGUCCAACUACUUUGCUUCUCCUUCCACCUUCCUCUCAGAUGCCACAGCCACCACCACCAUGCCGCCGACAAGUGCAAAUAACACCUUCUGGAUGCAGUCAAGCUCCACCUUCCGGCAACGGCUUGACCAAGCACUAGCACACAUCAAGGAGACGCAAAGAGACACCGAUGUGCUCGUGCAGCUGUGGUUGCCUGUCAAAGGAAACGAUGGGCAGCUGGUGUUGUCAACGACCGGGCAGCCGUUCUCUCUUGACAAGAGCUCUGAGAGCCUCAGACGGUUCAGGGAUGUGUCGACACGAUACACGUUCUCUGCAGAUGUCGCGUCGGAGUCCUCGCCGGUGCCGGUGGGGCUCCCAGGGAGGGUAUUCAUUGGCAAGCUCCCCGAGUGGUCUCCGGAUGUUCGCUACUUCACCAGAUAUGAAUACCCCCGGGUGAACGAUGCCCAGUCCUUGAACGUCCAUGGGACGAUGGGGCUUCCGGUGUUCGAGCAGGGGAACUACACGUGUUUGGGUGUUAUGGAAUUGAUCAUGACAAAACAGAAGCUCAACUUCACAUCUGAGAUCAACAACAUCUGCACUGCUCUCCAGGCAGUUAAUCUGAGAAGCACGCAAGUUUCAAGCAUUCCACGCGCAAAGCUCAACAGUGCUUCCUACAGAGAUGCUUUGCCAGAGAUACUGGAAGUCCUAAGAGCAGCCUGCAUCACCCACAGGCUCCCAUUAGCUCAGACCUGGGUCACAUGUGCUCAGCAAGAGAAACGGGGCAGCCGCCACUCCGAUGAAAACUACAGGUACUGCAUCUCCACCAUUGACGCGGCAUCCUACGUCAAUGAUCCGAAGAUGCAGAACUUCCACGACGCCUGCUCUGACCACCACCUUCUGCGUGGGCAAGGGGUUGCAGGGAAAGCCUUCACCACAAAUCAGCCGUGCUUCCUACCAGACAUUGGAUCUUCAACAAAACUGGAAUAUCCAUUGUCUCACCAUGCAAAGAUCUUCAACUUAAAAGGUGCAGUGGCAAUCCGAUUGAGGUGCACACGCACUGGGACAGCGGACUUCGUGCUGGAAUUCUUUCUGCCAACUGACUGUGAAGCUCUCGAGGAGCAGAAGGCCGUACUGGACUCCUUGUCGGGCACCAUGCGCAGUGCUUGCCAAACUCUACGCGUGGUUACAGACAAGGAGAUGGAGGAUGAGGCACUGCUUGAAAUGAAUGAGUUGAACUCGUUUUGUCCCCAGGGGAAGAACAAAGUUGAGGAGUUGUCCUUUGGAGACAAAGCAACAGAACAUACAGAGGAAGCUUCUUGGACAAGUCUAGCAGGGUAUUCACAGAAAGAAUCAGAUUUAGCUGAACAAAGUAUCCAUGGAGGGCAGAGUUUAUCUUUAGCUGGCAUUCAGACAUCAGCAGAAGGCAGCAAAGGAAAAAGGCGCACAAAGACGGAGAAGACUGUGAGCUUACAGGUUCUUCGGCAGUACUUUGCUGGUAGCCUGAAAGAUGCAGCGAAGAGCCUAGGAGUGUGCCCUACCACCCUGAAAAGAAUAUGCAGGACCCAUGGCAUAAAUCGCUGGCCAUCACGAAAGAUCAAGAAGGUAGACCAUUCUCUAAGAAAGCUGCAACAGAUCAUCGAUUCGGUUCAUGGAGGAGAGACGGCUUUCCAGCUUAAUACCCUGUACAAGGAUCUCACAAACACCCCUGUAUCAUCAGAUAACAAUUUGUCAGCAAGCAUCACUGUUCCACCAACUCAGCAGACCAAUCUUAAUGAUUUUGAGAAGCACCAACACCACAGGCUAGGCAACAAUGUACCAUCAACCUCACACUCACACUCAUCAUGCAGCCAAAGUUCUGAUUCAAGCCCGUCCUGCAGUGGUGGAGCAACACAGCAUCCACCAUCAUAUGGUGUUGAUUUGAUGAAGUCUGGAAGUCCUUUGAAGCACAGCCCUGUCCCAACCCUGCAAACAGAAAAUGCCACAUUAAAUGGACAUUUCUCAGUUCAGGAGGCACCACGAGAUCUUUUACAUAAUGGUUAUCAAGAGGCUAUAGGUGAACAGCAUUAUUCUCGGAGCCUAUCACCCCCCAAACAGAAUACGGAUGUAGAUAUGAGAGUAAAGGCCACAUUUGGCUCAGAAAAGGUCAGGUUCAGAUUGAAGCCUGAGUGUGGCUUUCAAGAACUGAAGCAGGAGAUGGCAAGACGUUUGGGUAUAGUAGACACAAGUUCUAUGAUUGUUAAGUACCUGGACGAUGAUUCGGAGUGGGUCCUGAUGACAUGUGAUGCAGAUUUACAAGAGUGCCUUCAUGUAUAUAAACUAGCAAAUAUCCAAACUGUCAAAAUUUCAGUUCAUCUAGUUGCUAGCCCAGAAACAAGGGUCACUAUUGGUCACACUGGUUUGUCAUGAAGAUGCCAUAGGC